Molecule: messenger RNA, 1578 nt
Organism: Plasmodium fragile
Lineage: Eukaryota; Apicomplexa; Aconoidasida; Haemosporida; Plasmodiidae
Exons: 1
Coding region: 1-1578 (525 amino acids)
Molecular function (GO): phosphoprotein phosphatase activity
Source: RefSeq, a predicted model, not a curated record
AUGAUCGCCUCAUUAUUUUUAAAAAAUCUGAAGAAGAAUGAGAGGAAAUUAAUCCAACAUCUGGUAAGGUGGGACCAUGGAAACAAUGUAGACGUUGGGCAAACAAGUUAUAAAAAAGUGAAAGGGGCCCAAAAUGUAGGAAGACUGAGCACAGUACGACAAAUAAAGGGUCAUAAAAAGGACCUGGUGAUGUGCCCAAGUAGCCAUUUAACUUGUGCAGGUUUGUUUUUCCCCUUCAAUUGGGACGGAAAUAUGAUGAAGGAUCUUCCGUUUCAAAUAACCAAGGGAAGGGUGUCCACUCAUUUAGAAUGUCACAAGUGGCGUAUGGAUGAGGAGAAGGUUGGCGAGAACAAUGGAGAGAAAUGUGUAAGCAUAGGUAGUACUAUGAAGAGGUUGAUUCCAUUUCAAAGGAGUUGUUUUUCCACCCGAGUUGGUAACCUGUGCAGUGGUGUUAAUAGAGGAUACUACACGAGAAGGUUCUUUGGCACCUCCUCAGAAGGUACUUCUGGUGGACAUUCCAAAGGGGAUAAUGCCAAGGUUAACAAAAUGGAAGGGCAAGCGCAGGGGGGCGCUAAAGGUGAAACUCCAAAUGGGGAAAACCAUGAAAGUGGAAGUCACUCAGCAGUGACGUCCACUGGUAACACAUCCAAUACUUCUGGCGAUAGUGAAAAGGCCCCACCAAACGGAAAUAAUGAAAAGCAAUCUCUGAAGCAAAUAUAUAUGCACAAAAAACAAAGAGAGAAGAUGAUCAAGAUGUACCUCCUGCUGAGCCUGUUGCUAAUGCCAUUCGGACAGGCAUACAUGUACUGUCUCGAGAAUGACAUAAGCAUGGAGGAAUUUUUAAAAAUUUUAAAAAAUAAAACAGAAGUGCUAGAAAAUAAAUACAACGAUAUAUUGCAAGAACUGAUUGAUAAAUAUUUUCCACUGAGUAAUGAGCCAUUAUUACCGGACUUCAAAGAUUUAAAUUACCCCGAAAAUUUACCAACCCUAGUUAUUGACCUCAAUUAUGUAAUAGCUAAAUUAGAGUAUGAUAGGAAAAGUGGAUGGAGAGUAUUGAAGAGACCCUAUGCUGAUAUGUUCUUUAAAGAGUUGUCCAGUUUUUAUGAAAUUGUUAUUUGGUCAGAAGAUAAUUUCCCAGUUGCACAGGAAGUCAUUUCUAAGUGGGGCAUACCUGCCAUUGGAUGCUUACACAGAGAUCAAUGCUCUAGGAAGAGAGGACAUUACGUAAAAGAUUUGAAGAGACUGGGUAGGAAUCUUGACCGAGUUGUUAUCAUUGACCACGAUUCGCAUGCCUUUAUGCUUCAGCCGGAGAAUGGAAUUCUCAUAAAAGAAUUUCAUGGCGAUGUUAACGAUAAGGAAAUUUUGUGCCUCAUCGAUUUGCUAAAGUCGUUUGCCAUCAGCAGCUACGACAUUUCGCAAUUUCUGAAAAAGUACGGGGGGGGCGACUACAACAUCGGGAAGCGGUACAUGCAAUUGAAGAGUGACACGGAGCAAAAGUCCCAGCGGAUAAGAAACUUUGGAAAAAUUUUCCACGUCGACGGGAAGAGGUCGCCCAACGGCAUGUCCUUCAACUCGUGA